Pleurotus ostreatus (oyster mushroom) is the source of this 624-nucleotide messenger RNA. RefSeq lists its product as uncharacterized. The record is from RefSeq and is a predicted model, not a curated record. The transcript is spliced from 4 exons. NCBI's taxonomy places the organism in Eukaryota, Fungi, Basidiomycota, Agaricomycetes, Agaricales, Pleurotaceae. The coding region runs from base 1 to 624 and encodes 207 amino acids.
AUGGCCUCCUGGCUCCUUAUCUUUCCUUGGGCGGAGAGGGUGGGUACCUCGGUGAAGAACUUGCCCGCGAACUUUGGUAUCAAAUCAGGGACUAGGAACCCCCAGAUUGUUUGGCCUUUUGUAGAUGAGAGUGAUGUUCUGUGCGUUCCAUCCGCCCUCUUCGUCCAAAUCGACCCCACGCCUUCUACUCCAUCGCCGUGGUCCAAAACGUCAUCACAACCCCUCAUGGCCUUCCGCAUCUGGCACACAUCCGCCAGAUCCGCCCAGUACAAAACCGGGAGCUACCUCCUCCCGGUAGCACGCAUCCUCAUCGAGUCUGCGGCGCUACAGCUUGUCGUGGAGAUCCUGCUGCUCGCGCUCUACUCGCGCGCGUGGCGCGUCUCUCCUUGGCUGUCUGGUCAUGCCAUGAGUUUGAUAUACGAGCAGGGGAUCACUUUCAACGCUAUCACUAUUCCCGUCAAGCUUCGCGCCAACUCCACGGCGUUCUCGAGGUCCGACCCCGUCCAGACGAUCGGGUGCAUGCCGAUGAAGCACAUCAAAGUAGAUAUCACUACCCAGAUGGAGGACGACACAGAUCCGAAGCAAAGCUUUCCAGAAAGCUCAGUUGCUCACUCGAGCGCCUGA